AUGGUCAGCACAGUAUCAAGGGAUCACUAUUUCUCUCUAGCUAGUGAAAUUGAGUCGGAGCGUAUCUCUGGAGCAAUCUCCCUCAUCAAGGAGUUGCAAGCAGCUAACGAACCAAAAGAAUGGGAUUACGCAUUAUCAAGACUUAUCAAGGGAUUGGCUUCUCCUAGGGCUGCAGCUAGAAUUGGAUUUUCUACAGCUUUGUCUGAAAUUUUGAAUAUUCUUCAAUCAGAGGAUAAAAUAACUGUGGAACUGUAUCUACAGAUUCUUAACACUCAACUAAACGUUAUCAAGAGCUCCAAGAAGGGGAAAGAUGAAAGAGCUAAUUUGUUUGGUCAUCUCUUUGGGUUAAAAUCUUUAGUUAAUUCUAACCUUUUUUUUAAAGCAAAGAACUUUGAUGAAGUUUUCCAUAAGUUUAUCAACGAAAUUAUUGAAUUGUCACUCUCUAAAUCCUGGAUUAGAGAAUCAUGUUUCCAUACCCUUUUUGAAUUUUUGGGGAAAUUGAUGCCAAAAUUAAAAGACGAGCAAUUUAUUGAUGUUUUCAAAAUUAUUUCUGCAAAAAAACUUUCUUUAUCAACUGAAGGUCUUUCGAUUUACUUGUUGUUACAUUUGCAUAAUAAGGCACAUAUUUUCAGUAAAUUAAAUUCGAUAAAUGAUUGGAAAUCUAACAAUCCAAUGGUCAAACUGAAUUUACAUAUACUUGCCAAAACCCUUAAGGACAUUGACGCGUCUGCUGGUAAUGAUCCAGAGCAGCAGCGAGACAAUAAAUCUAAAAAGGAUUCCACUCAAAAGGGCGCCUGGUCCCCAAACUUGCAUUUCGUGUGGCCCUUGAUUAUUCGUUCUGUGAUUCAUAAUGACCUUCAGGCUACAGAACUGUCUAACGAAACAAUCAUAACUAAGGAUUCGUCUAAUUCUAAAAGACGCAAGACAUCAGACUCUAAAUCCUCCAAAAAGCAAAAGCUUGCCAGUGGCGCUGCCAACAAUUCUGAAGAAUUAAUCAAAAUCAAAGAGUUUUGGAAAAUUAUCAUCAAUGACUCAUUGUUUUCUCUUAAAGCUUCUCCUGAACGUAAAUAUUGGGGGUUCAAAGUAUUUGAGCUUUUUGUUAAUGAAAUUUCUGUUUCUCAAAAGACUGCCACCUCAGACAUUGAUAUUAUUGAUAAAAUUGAUUAUUUAUUUACCGAAAAUUUCGUCCGUACUUUGAUCAAUCAAUCUGGAAACUCAUCAAGACUCUUAAAUGGACUUGUGAAAAAGACUCUCCUUAACCAAUUUAUAAUUAAAAAAUUGUCAUCAAAAGCAGAAAAUGUUCCUCUUUGUCUUGCCCUUCUUAGAAAUUUCUGGUUUUGCCCAUAUAGCAACAUGAACUUCGAUACCAUUACCGGUACCAAGACAACCGAAUCUUUACUCAAUACUAUUGCAACCUUUGGUUCAUUUGAUGAGCUUGUUGUCAUUUCAAACACCCUUCUUAAAGUAUUGGAAGACCCAUUAUCACAUCUCAAUAAUAUCGAAAUCCAACAAAUCGAAAAAAAAUCCGAAUCUUCUGAUGCCCAGAAAUUGAUAUUCAUUGAAAAGAAACAGAAAUGGUGUGUCAGUCAAGUUUCCUUAUUAUUAAAGUUUUACCGUGUGAGAUGGAAUGCCAAUACCAACCCCCACGAGAAUGUCACUGUUGGCGAAGAAAUUCGUAACGAAUGGCUCGAUGACAUUAUCAAGAAGCUUGUUCUUUAUGGUUAUUUCAAGCCGGCAAACGAGGAGGAGGAACAAAAUGAAGCUACUUAUGUUGUUGAGGUUUCUAACAUGAUUUCCAGAAAACUUGGUCCAUUGUUACUCGAUUUACUCCCAUUAAAGAGAGUAGACAACAGCUCAUGGCUUUAUACCGCCCUUAAAGAAGCCAGGGGGAUCGAGAGUCGUAAGUCUUCAAAAUCAAAAACUUCUAAUAUUAAAUACAUUCCAAAGAUUGAUAUUGACCAGGAGCUUCAACGGGUGCGUUCAAAGAACUUCAAAUUAUUGACCAAGAUUUCUCAAAGAAAACAACAAAUUAUUGAAACCGAUAAUAAAUCUGCAUCCUAUAAUCUGACCUCAAAACGCGCCACCGUUGUGAAAAAACUUUCAUCCUUUGAAUUGAUUUUCUCGAUCGUUUUGCUACAUUUCUAUUCUGAUAUUGAUGCUGUUGCAGAUUCUGUUGCAAUUUUAGAUGAAGUUUCGGCAGCUUACAAGAAAUUCCAUUUAGCUGAAGAAUUAAGUAAUGACGCCAGCGAUGCUAAUGAUAAUUACAGCAAUGACUCUAAUAAUGAUGAAGAUGAUGAGGAUGAGGAUGAUGAUGAUGAUAAUGAGGAUGAUGAACUGAACGACGAGGAUGAAAGUGAUAGAAAUACUAACGGGUCUGACUCGAUAGCUACAGGGCAAACUAAUGAAUCUGAAGAAGAGUUUGGCUCGAUUGAUAUUCUAUUAGAGAUUAUUCUUGGGUUUGUCCACCAAAAAAGUUCCUUGUCUAAGAAAUUAUCAUUGAUUGUCUGGGAAACUUUUGUUGGGGAUUUGAGAUACAGAAAUUUCAAAAGUUUGUACGAGAUCUUGGCAGUUAAGGAAAAUGUUGAAGGUCAAAAGAAACUUUUUAACACUGGGGAUGGUGAUGACAAUGAAGAAGAAGAUGAUGAUAAUGAGGAGGAAGAGGAAGAAGAUGGCGAGGAAGAGGAUAGUGAAGAAGAAGACGUGGAUUCUGAAUCCAAGGAUUUCCUCGAUGUUAUUGAUAAGAAAACUACUGAUGAACUUGCCAAAGCUUUGAAAAUUCCAACCAAGGAUGGCAAGAUUGUCGAGAAUUCUGAUUCUGAAUCAGUUAGUGAUGAUUCUUCUUCUUUUUCGUCUGAUGAUGAUGAUAAUGAUGAUGAUGAUGAUGAUGAUAAUGACUUAGAUGGUGAUGCUGGGGACAAUGAUGAUGACGAUAACUCUUCGGAUGAAGAAUCCAUGGAUGAUGAACAAAUGAUGGCUAUUGAUUCUCAACUUUCAAUGAUUUUCAAGCAACGUCAAAGUGCUCUAAAUGCCAAUCAUUCAAAGAGUGGUACCAAACGCCAUGAAGCCAAGAUCGAAGCCCAGGAAAACAUGGUAUUUUUCAAGAACAGAAUCCUUGAUUUACUUGAUAUUUAUGUAGAAAAACUUGUGAAAUCCUCAUCCACUAGCGGUAGUAUGAAUGAUGAAUGGUAUGUUUGUCUUUCUAUGGCCUCUCCAUUGUUGGAUUUGAUGGGGUUGACUUUAAAUGGUGAUUUGCGUGAUAAGGCUCAUAAACUUUUGAAAAAAUUGGUCAAAGUGAAAGUGGUAUUAUCCAAAGAUCAUCUUGGAGAACCAACCGAAGAAGGAGAAGAAUGGUUUGUGAAUGUCGAUUCCUUGUUUAAUAUGCUUGGCUCGAUUCAUGAAGAGAUUGGCGAUGCUUCAACCGCUGCGUUGUUUGCAGCUUACAGCCAAUACUCUUUGUACUUGAGCAAGAUUUUGAUUGGGUACGAUUCCAACAACGUUGAUAAAGUGGUGGACGUUUACACCGAGAGUAUGAAACAGUGGAUCAAGAGCAAGAAUUCCAAAAUCAAUGGAUCGAUGUUCUUUGAUCUAAUCAAUUAUUUUUCCAGCUUUAAACAAAAAUAG
Molecule: messenger RNA, 3621 nt
Organism: Saccharomycopsis crataegensis
Lineage: Eukaryota; Fungi; Ascomycota; Saccharomycetes; Ascoideales; Saccharomycopsidaceae
Product: DNA polymerase V family protein
Exons: 1
Coding region: 1-3621 (1206 amino acids)
Biological process (GO): regulation of DNA-templated transcription
Cellular component (GO): nucleolus
Molecular function (GO): rDNA binding; transcription factor binding
Source: RefSeq, a predicted model, not a curated record